AUGGGUCUCACCGGCAUGCCCUUGGCGAAGGCCCGCAUAUGCCUGAUCGUCGUUCCUGCAUUUCUGUUGUUUGGCUACAAUCAGUCGAACAUGGGUGGUGUUCUCAAUUAUCCAUCCUUUAUCAAGGAGUUCCCGGCCAUUGACACCAGUACCACUAAGGGGGAUAUCAAAGCCCAUAAUGCCACAGCUCAAGGAACCGUCGUCGCCGUAUACACUCUCGGAUGUCUGGUCGGUGCCCUCGGAACAUCCCAGCUUGGCAACCGCAUUGGCCGUAGAAAGUCUUUGGUCACUGCUGCUGCCGUUGCCACUGUUGGACUUAUCAUCCAAAGCACUUCUUAUAGCCUUGGUCAACUUGUUGUUGGUCGUGUUAUUUCUGGUAUCGGUAACGGCAGUGUUAACGCUGUCGUUCCUGUGUGGCAGAGCGAGUGCACAAAUCUCAAGAGCCGUGGCAAGAGCGUCGUCAUCAUUGGCAUUUUUAUUGCUUCCGGGAUCGCAGCCGCUGGCUGGAUUAACGUGGGCCUUUCUUUUAUUCAAGACAAUCAGGUCGCUUGGCGUUUCCCCCUCGCUUUACCGAUCAUUUUUACCUUAAUGCUCAUGGCUUUCGCCAUGUCUUUCCCUGAAUCUCCCCGCUGGAUGAUCAGUCAGGGCCUCAGGAGAGAAGCACACGCGGCCAUGCGCGCUCUUGCCGGGGAUGAUAGAAGCGAUGAAAGCAUCGAGCUUGAAAUCGAUCAAAUCUUCCAUAAUCUUCAACAAGCCUCUACUUCAGAACGUGGCUUUAUUGAUCUCUUCAGGAUUGAGCCUCAGCGACUCUUCUACCGCAUGUGUCUUGCCGUUGGCAUCAAUUUCUGCGCCCAGAUGACCGGCGCAAAUGUCAUCUCUUAUUACGGUGGGACCAUUUUCCAGGAGUCUCUCGGUCUAGGGGCUGAGAAGGCAGCGUUGCUGAAUGCCGGCGUCCUCACCUGGAAAAUAUUUGCGGCCCUUUCCGCUUAUCUAUGCGUGGACCGCUUCGGUCGUAAGCCUCUGUUCAUAAGCGCCAGCUUAGGCAUGGGUCUUUGUAUGGCCGGUUUGGCCGUGAGUGUCUGGGCCAUAGGUAACAGCCCGACCAAUGGUGCCUCUAUCGCAGCGACCAUCUUUCUCUUUCUCUACAUGGGCUUUUUCCCGCUUGGAUUCUUGGGUGCCAAUUUCUUGUACAGUGCGGAAAUUGCCCCUCAAGACUUGCGGAUACAUUCGGCAGCUAUUGGAACUGCGACCCAUUGGCUUUUCAACUUCGUUAUUGCGGAGAUUACCCCGGUUGCAUUCACUACAAUUGGGUGGCGCUAUUAUAUCAUUUACGCCGUGAUAGGUGUCUCCGCUGCUUUAAUGGUUUACUUCUUCUUCCCGGAAACGAAUGGGGGCUCCUUGGAAGAAAUGGAUGAUUUGUUCUCUAACCCAGAGCACUGGUGGGAGGUCACUGCUUACGCUUCUAGCUUGAAGAAGGCCCGGGUGUCAGAACUGGAAGUUAUAGCCCCUUUGGAGGAUAAAGGGGGUAUAGAAUCUGCGAACCAUCUUGAGAGGGUCUGA
This is a messenger RNA of Penicillium odoratum, 1560 nucleotides long. RefSeq names its product sugar porter family MFS transporter. Gene Ontology annotation, molecular function: carbohydrate:proton symporter activity. The record is from RefSeq and is a predicted model, not a curated record. Gene Ontology annotation, biological process: transmembrane transport; carbohydrate transport. The coding region runs from base 1 to 1560 and encodes 519 amino acids. The transcript is spliced from 2 exons. Gene Ontology annotation, cellular component: membrane. NCBI's taxonomy places the organism in Eukaryota, Fungi, Ascomycota, Eurotiomycetes, Eurotiales, Aspergillaceae.